CAAGAAGAAAAAAAAGCAGCUCCAAAGCGGCGGAGCAGAGCAUGACAGACAAACCCAGCGGAUCUCUCGUUGUGUUUGUCGGUGUUUGUGUUUACGUGAUUGUUAAUAACAAGCCGAGACCAACAGCGGACAGGUCGGUUUGAGCUCCGCCUCCUGCUUUAUGUUCAUCUCCAGUCUGGUUUUAAUUAGAAGCAGAAUGUCCACCGCUCUUCCCCGUCUUGCCAUCUGGGAGUCAGAGGAGCUGGUUGCGUACCUUCACCCCCAGCCCUGGACGCCGGGCUCUGCCGUCCUGGAGCGCCGGGCCCCAGGCGGGCCAGGGGGCAGCGUCUUCCAGCUGGGGGAGCGGGACUACUUGUCCAUGCUGCUGGGGGCGAGGGCGGUCGCCGAGCUGCUGUGCGACAGGCUCGGCGUCCGCAGGUGUGCGCUGGUCGCCAGACCCCACAGAGGUCGGCCUGCUCAGAUCCGUGUUCUCCCCCUGCAUGGCCUGGGUGCUGAGUGGCGCCCUCACCUGGCUGGAGAGGAGGAGCACAACCCCUACGACCCAGGAUACUGCACGUCAAAGAGCGCCCCCCGCUGGACCGACUCCCGCCUGGCAGACAUCCAAGCCAGGAUCCGGGCCAAGCUCCCAUUCCCUGAAGCCCCGCCCAACCUCACCUUCCUGGGGGACGACCCCGCGCACCCCGGCCUGUUCUCGCGCAUCGUCCGCGGGGAGGAGCAGCAGUGGCGAGUGUGGGAGGACGAUGGCCACGUAGCCUUCCUCACCCCUUUCCCCAACUCGCCUGGACUCACUGUGCUGGUCCCACGCCGACCGCUGACCUCUGACAUAUUCAGACUAGAAAAGGGGGAUUAUGAAGGACUGGUGCUGGCGGCCCGAAAAGUCUCGAGGCUUCUUGAGGAGGGGUUGGGCGCCUGGGGGGUGGGGCUUAUUUUUGAAGGCUUUGAGAUCGACUACGCCCACGCCAAGCUGAUUCCACUACUUCCACCCCCAUCGUCAGGGGAAGGGGACGCCGCUGCUCCACCGCCUCCUGCCCAGCGGUACUCCAUCUAUCCCGGGUACGUGACCUCAGAGGACGGGCCUGAGGCCAGCCUGGAAGAUCUGAAGGAGUUACACGCCAAAAUCACUCAGAUUUAAACCUGAUUUAAGCCUGAGUUUAAAUCUUUGUGAUGUUUUAAAGACUGUCAGCAUUAUCAGAUGUUAUCAGAGGAGUUGAUACAGGAAACCUGCUGUUUCCUGGUUCUCUAGGAAAUUAUAUUUCUGUGUACUAUACCUCCAAAGUAAACCAAAGAGAGCCUUCUUUCACUAUGCAACCCGUUUUUGCACUUUGAGUUUCUAAGAUCCUUUUUUAAGAUGAACCACUUUUUGCCUUAUGUACCUGUGCUGGUCUGGAAAAUCUAAAAAUGAAUGGAACGUUACUGUAAAUAUUUACAGGUCUUGAAAAUGUUCAGGAAUUCCACAAAAAUUUUGGAGAAAGUUUGGAAAAUAUUCUAAUCUAGACUUUCGUUUAAUAUAAUUGUGCUGUUUGUGAUUAUGAAUAAUAAUCUUGCUGGAGAGUGAUAUGGACAAUAUCAACACACCGUACAUCACAUUGAACUGGGACCAAAAUCUUUUCAUUUGGUGAAGUACUUAAUAUUUUGAAAAAGAUAAACAUUUUUACAUGUUAAAUACAAAGGAACCUUAUUUCUUAACUAACAUUUGGUAUUAUAAAUACUCUUUGCCUGUUUUCCUCUGACCUUCCCUCUGUGCCAAUUUCUUAUCAUCUUGACUUUUGUACAACAUGAACCUCCGGAGACUUCUCACAGGAAAGUGCAUAUGGUGUCAGGAAACAGGAUGUAUCUCCAUCCUUGAGCCUUGCACAUGUACUGCUAUUGUGUACAACCUAAAAAAAAAAAAAAAAAAAAAAACAGGAUGCCUUGCAUAUUUUUCCACAUAGGCACCAGAAAGUUACAUUUAUCUUGAUUUUAAUACAUUAAUACUAAAAUGAGACUUAUUCUCUGCACUUUCUUGUAAUGAGCAUUUUUAUUUACUGAUCAAUAAAAAUGUAUCAGUUUAAUAUUA
Messenger RNA from Myripristis murdjan (pinecone soldierfish), 2056 nucleotides. RefSeq lists its product as uncharacterized. The transcript is spliced from 3 exons. Gene Ontology annotation, molecular function: catalytic activity. The record is from RefSeq and is a predicted model, not a curated record. NCBI's taxonomy places the organism in Eukaryota, Metazoa, Chordata, Actinopteri, Holocentriformes, Holocentridae. Bases 161 to 1132 code for a protein of 323 amino acids.